This is a messenger RNA of Stegostoma tigrinum, 1746 nucleotides long. Its product is annotated as mucin-6-like. Gene Ontology annotation, cellular component: extracellular matrix. The transcript is spliced from 13 exons. The record is from RefSeq and is a predicted model, not a curated record. The coding region runs from base 1 to 1746 and encodes 581 amino acids. NCBI's taxonomy places the organism in Eukaryota, Metazoa, Chordata, Chondrichthyes, Orectolobiformes, Stegostomatidae.
AUGUCCGAGCACCACGAGGUGUUGUUUAGUAGGCAGACCCCAUUGAACCUUGCCUUGCCCAAAGAUGUUGAGCAGCCUAUUCACACAUGUGUUGGAGCACAAUGGGACUGCUCUGACAUUCAAUGCCCUGGUACUUGUUCAAUUGAAGGAGGCUCAUUUAUGACGACAUUUGAUGAAAGAACUUACAGAUUCCAUGGUGAUUGCGAGUAUCUACUUGUUGGGAGCAGUAAAAUGCCCAGGCAUGGUACUAUAGAAGCAAUUUUUGAACAGUGUGGUACUACAUACACAAAAACACGUUUAGUAAGUGUCAUCUAUGCUACUUAUGAGAUGAAAAUUGUUUUUUCAAUGGAUGGAAAAAUAGAAGUAAAUAAUCAACGGAAAAACUUACCAUUUCGGACAGGCAAUAUCAAAAUCUAUAGAUGCUCUUCCAAUUACAUUCAAAUGAACACCAACUUUGGCCUGGACAUACUUUUUAAGGUUACUGAAGUUUUCCAGGUGUAUAUCACAGUUGGAGUGAUGUUUUAUGGCAGCACCAGUGGGCUGUGUGGGAAUUUCAAUGGAGACUCUACAGAUGAUUUUAAAAGUAGUAUGGAAAUAACAGAAGGUAGUCCUGUUUAUUUUGUGAAUUCCUGGAGAGUCACUGCACACUGUGGAGUUGCCCAUGAUGAGGAUUCUGAUCCUUGCUCAUUAAGUCAAGUAAAUGAGAUGUUUGCUGAGGUCCAUUGCUCUGCAUUGUUGAAAGAGAGCUCCAUAUUUGGACAAUGUCACAACUACUUGGAUCCCAUAGAAUUUUAUAAGAACUGUAGAUUUGAGACAUGCAACUAUGAGCAAACAAAUGACUUCAUGUGUGCAAGUCUUGCUUCAUACGUUAGUGCUUGUGCCAAGAGAGGUGUUCUCUUAAUAGGUUGGAGGAAUUCAAUAGAGCAAUGCAGAAUUUCUUGUCCUCACAAUCAGACCUUCAGUUAUGACUCUAGAGCUUGUAAUCGCACUUGUUUGUCACUGUCUGAUCCCAAUUUUGAGUGCAGUGCAGGUGAUGCUCCAGUGGAUGGCUGCAACUGCCCAGAACACACUUACUUGGAUGACACUGGAAAAUGUGUCAGUGCAGCUGAAUGUCCAUGUUUCCUGGCUCAUGUUGUCAUUGCACAUGCCAAUGAGAAAAUAAACCUUUAUGGUGGAAUAUGUGUGUGUGAGAAUGGGAACCUCAAGUGCACCGGUCAGGAUCCACAAGAACAAUGCUAUCCUCCUAAAGUUUACUUUAACUGUGAAAAUGCGCAAGACGGUGAAUAUGGAGCUGCAUGUGCACAAACAUGUCAGAUGCUUGCUGCAGAAGGUCAAUGUAUUUCAGUUUGUGGACUCUGUGGCAAUGCCAAUGGUAAUAUUAAAGAUGAAUUGAUAACUCAGAGCCAACACUCAGCUUUCACUUUAAUGAGCUUUGUCAAUUCUUGGAAAGAAGAUCCCAUGUGUGAUGAUGUGACUGAAGUUGUAUAUCCAUGUGCCAAAAAUCCAUAUCGUAAGUCUUGGGCAGAAAAACGAUGUAAAAUAAUUCACAGUGCCUUGUUUCAACCAUGCCGUAAUUUGCUCCAGUGGCUUCCAUACUAUAACAAUUGUAUUAGAGAUUCAUGUGGUUGUGAACUAGUUGGAGAUUGCGAUUGUCUCUGUGAUGCUGUUGCAGCCUUUGCCAAGGCAUGCUUAGAUGCUGGCGUUUGCAUUGAUUGGAGAACACCUGACUUUUGUCGUAAGUUUUAA